Molecule: messenger RNA, 318 nt
Organism: Staurois parvus
Lineage: Eukaryota; Metazoa; Chordata; Amphibia; Anura; Ranidae
Source: the annotation of a GenBank genome assembly
CGAACAACAUCACAUCCCCCCAUUAAUACGACCACGCUGGAGGCGGCCUACAAGGAAUAUUGCAACCACGGCUCCCAUAUUUUCAAGAAUUUAUAUUGGGAGUCGUUGCAGAUACUCGACAUAUGUUCAUUGAGCAUCAUAGCGGUCAUACGAUCCCGCACCCCCUGAAGAGGGACAAACGGGCUCUUCCAGGCCUUAGCAAUUGUUCUAGAGACCGAAAAAAAACAAAUAGGAAGCCAACUUCUGCUGGUGAGCCAAGAGGCCCGGUAAGGGACAAUGAAGCAAAGCAUACCGAGCAUCCUGUCGUAUAGAAAGAUG